GCAGGCUGAGCGCAUCCACCGGCACAUGAGGCGCCUCACAGAGACGCGCACGAAACCAAAACCGGGACUGAGCGCAGCGGGAGACUGAGCUUGACUAUUUUACUCCAUGUUCAAUUAUGUGUUUUCAUCUAUGCCUCAUUCAAAGGGAAGUGGACACUUUUUUACUUUUCUUUUUCUUCGAUUACUCUGCCCCAAGCUGCUUAAUUUGAAACACGCCAAGGUUUAAAAUGAACGAAGAACUCGAGAACAACUUGACUCAACCCUAUGACAACUGGACUUUAUACAACUCCUCCGUGGAGUCCGCUGUACCCAGGAAGAACAUCACCUAUGUUGGAUUUUACCUGCAUCAGCCGUCCACGGCGGCCAUCUUCAUCGUGUCCUACCUGCUCAUCUUCCUCGUGUGCAUGGUAGGAAACGGAGUGGUGUGCUUCAUCGUGCUGAGAAGCAAAAACAUGCGGACCGUAACUAACUUGUUCAUCCUGAACCUCGCUGUGAGUGACAUCCUGGUUGGGAUUUUCUGCAUGCCCACAACACUUCUUGACAACAUAAUUACAGGAUGGCCUUUUGGAAGCCUGGUCUGCAAAAUGAGCGGCAUGGUUCAAGGAAUCUCGGUGUCAGCAUCCGUCUUCACACUGGUUGCUAUUGCUGUUGACAGAUUCAGAUGCAUCGUGUACCCAUUCAAGCAAAAGCUAACAAUAUCAACAGCCACCCUGAUAAUAGUCGUUAUCUGGGUUCUGGCCAUAUCCAUCAUGUGUCCCUCGGGGGUGAUGCUACAAGUGACCAAGGAGCAAACCAUUCGUGUACUGCUGGGCUAUGACAACAAAACAACUCCCUUUUAUUGGUGCAGAGAGAACUGGCCCAACCAGGAGAUGAGAAAGAUAUACACAACUGUCCUCUUCGCAAAUAUCUACCUUGCCCCUCUUUCCCUCAUCGUGAUCAUGUAUGCCCGGAUUGGCAUUACGCUUUUCAAAACAGCCGUUCCAACUGGAGGAAAGCCAGGCCACGACAACCGCCACACUGUGUCGAAGAAGAAGCAAAGGGUGAUUAAGAUGCUCCUAAUAGUUGCGUUGCUCUUCAUCCUUUCCUGGCUGCCUCUGUGGACCCUCAUGAUGCUGAGCGACUAUGCCAGCCUGACUGAGCAACAGUACAGAAUCAUCAACAUUUACAUCUACCCCUUUGCCCACUGGCUAGCCUUCUUCAACAGCAGCGUCAACCCCAUCAUCUACGGUUUCUUCAAUGAGAAUUUCCGCAGAGGUUUUCAGGCUGUGUUCAAGUUCAGCCUGUGCACGGCGGACGGACAGCGGAGGAAAAACUACUCGCACAGGCUGCAGGGGAACUCUAUACUCCCAGCCAAUAACGUGCAAACCUCCUUGGAACCUAUUUCCCUAAACAGCUUGGAAAAAAACACUUCGAGGCGACUCAACCAUGUCACUGAACACAAUUUGGUCAUGGAGGACAUGGAAAAGGCAUCUUGCAGUAGUGGCGGCGUGACUGCGGUGUCUAUUUGAGGGCACACACUGGGACAUUAUUCGAGAUUCGGAUACGUAGCGGUGCCCAAGCUUAAGGCCUAUGCUGUGCCUAAGUAAACCGAAAGGCUCAAAAUGGAAAUGGUUUCAAAAGCUGAUGUUUAUGUGUAAUUUGUUUAAAGGCAGUUACAAAUGGUCAUAAUAGGCAAAGUAAAAAGGAACAACACCGGAACUCUGAGCAGUAUCGUGUCCUUUUGGAUUCGCAAGGAGUGUUUGCUUCUGAAAAACAUACUUAAAAUGACUAGAUUGGAAAUAGCCCCUUUUGGUUGUUAAUCUUUAAUUAAAACAUUUAAGACACACAAUGUAUUUGGCGCAUAUGGUGUUAAAACUGGAGCAGGUUGCGUUGUAGGUAUUGAAGCUAUAAACAAACGGAAAACACUUAAAACUGUUGUAGUCAAGUGGACAACGGUUGAUAUCGCAUUGAUAACAGGCUACUGUCUUACUACGUGACAUACUUAUAAAAAACUGUAUGUAUAAAUGUAAUAUAAAGCUGCAUCAACAUGUAUGUACCACAAUAUUUGCAGAGCAGAUUUCAAUGGAGAUUGAGAAACAACUGGAAAUACUAAAGCGGAAACACGCUACUACCAAGCGGACCAAUCACAGUUCUUGUGGUAUGAGUUGCAGUGACGCGUAGUACAGAAGUAUAAACUGUGCAUUAAAACAUAAGACAUUAUUUAUUCCACAUAUGGAAAACUUCCUUGUCACGGUAGUGCAGAAUUAGACAAGAAUAUAUACAAAAACCAAAAAAAAUCAACACUUAAUUUGAAAGACUAUACAAAAUAUAAAAAGAAAUAACAGCACUCUGGAAAACAUACAGAAGAAAAUAGAAUAAUUAGAAUAAUAAAACUGCCGAGGUAUGCAUCUAAUUGGCCAACAGUGUACAGUCUUUUUUUCAGUGCCUUCUAAUGAGGAAACAAAACACCCAUAGUCGCAUUCACGUUUGUCCUUGUUUUUCUUUUUUUUUUACUCCUUCAUCUCAGCAUCUCUUCCUAGAUUCACUUUAAUGUUUAACAAUAACCUCAUAACCAUAGGCUCUGCGACACUCAUACUAUAGUCUACUCCAUCUCUGCUGCUACUGCUAUGACCCUCUUGGUGCAACCAUUGACAUGAAAUUGACGUAAAACGCAUGACUGCUGUUGCACCAGCGCAGGCCUAUCGCCACAGGCACAAUGGGAAUCCAGACAAAUUUAACGGCCACUGAUCAGCCUAAUCAGCAUUGUGUUUAACACGCAUUACAUUCAAGCCUUUGUCUGGCAACAGCUUGAAUGUAACUGUCUCACUUUUUAGGUUUGGUAAUCUGCCAUUUAUGAAGAGAAACUGGAAUAGACAUAGACAUUGGUCCUGGUAGGUCACAUAUGCUAACAACAAUGGUUUUACAAUAUCUGAAUCACUAGGAAGAAAAUACACUGCCUGGAUUUAACUAGGCAAAUAGGUACUAGCCUCCUAUUGGAUAAUUACUGCAUGGGCUAUUAUUGUUUAGCUGAAAAUAACUUAUUUAACCCCAACUGAUGCAAUGAGUAGCUCCUGAUUUCUUAAACAACCACGUGGAAAGACACCUCCCAUGGUCGUGGAAAAGACACUUGAGAAGGGUCAAAUCAUUGGCAUGCAGCAAGCAGAGAAAACAUCUAAGGAGACUGAAGCAGAAACUACCAGAAUUGGAUUAAGAACUGUACAAUGAAUUAUUAAAAAUUGGAGGGAUAGUGGAGAACCAUCGUCUUCAAGGAAGUCGAAACAAAUCGUGAAAUCAUAUCGAAGAAAGACAACAGUAGGGCCAUAUUUAAUAGUGAAAGUAAGAGCAUUUCUUCAUGUACAAUGUGAAGAGAACUCAAGGGAUUGGGACUGAACAGUUGUGUAGCCUUAAGAAAACCACUAAUCAGUGAAAGUAAUCGGGGAAAAAAGCUUCAAUUGUAUAGGGAGCAUAAAGAUUGGACUCUGGAGGAAUGGAAGAAGGUCAUGUGAUCUGAUAUGUCCAGAUUUACGCUGUUCCAGAGUGGCCAGCAUCAUGCCUAGUGUCUGCUGUACCAGCCAGUGGGGGCAGUGCUCAGGUCCAGGUUCAGCAACAUUAUGCCCAAAGAAUGAGGUCAGCUGACUACCUGAAUACACUGAAUGUUCAGGUUAUUCCAUCAAUUAACUUUUGUGAUAAUGAUACGCAAAUAAAUAUUCUGGGGGAGUCAGAGACAUUGCAAUAUCAGUAAUAUUUUCUUGUUUAAAACCCCUUUCUUGCAAUAGAAGAGAAAGCUGUGAUUAUGCUUGUAUAUAAACCAUCAGCUUACAAAUUACAAUUUUCAUCCAGGUCUUAGCUGUGAAAUUUGCUCUGUAAACGUGUACGUGAAAACUUCAGUGAUGCUCCGUUAUAUCUCACGAGCCUGUUAUGAAUGUGCAUCGUGUCGUGUCUGUGAACAAUCUUGUGCAGUGAACGGUUAAAAAACAGAGGGCCUUCACCGGCCCCUGAACCUGUAUCUUCUCGCUGUAAAUGUGUGCUACGGCGUCUAAAGCUUAGAAGUGAUAAUGUGAAUCUGUUUGUCUUUGUCUACUGACUAUUAGGAACAUCCAUACAGGGUAGUCUACUAAACAACAUUUGGCUUGAAAGCGUCGUACAGAAAAUCUCUGCAGCUGAUGGCAUCUUUUAACUUGCGAAAGGAAUUUAUAUGGCAAAGAUGACUCACAGCUUUCGCAAAUCACACAUUCAUAAAAUAAGAGUGAAGGCUACAAAAAGGAUAAGUGGAUGUGAUGCAUUCUGGCAGCCAUUUAAAGUCCAUAAGUUCAUUUGAAUAAUGGCUGUGUGGCUAUUUGUAGGCACGUCAGAGCUAAAGUAGACGUCCCCUUGGGUGGAACCAACUGUGUCAGACACUGGGAUGCAGAUUAUAUAUGCUUGUCAGUCGUAUCAUGUGGUGUGGAAAGCACAACUGUCUGCACACUGAAAUUAAAGUAAAUUAAAGUUGACAAAAACAAACCCAAACCCAUUCUUCUCAUCAGGUCUAGACAGCAGUGUAUUGCUAACUUGGCAAAGCUGGUGCAGAUAUCUGAAUAAAGACAGCGCACCACAUAAUGUGGAUUUUAAAGUCAUGGAGCUCCAGAAUGCAUUAAAUCGCAUUAUUCCACAAGAACCUUUAGCUCUGGUCUGAAUAUGUCAAAUUAUGAAAGGUCAGUGGCAAAUUAGGGCAACAUCAGCUGAAGUGUUUCCGCACAGCAAGGCUUAGCUUCUUGUCUCUUUGAGAGAAGUUCUCCACUGAGAUCGCUCCGUCAUCACAGGAGAGAAAAAUACGGGCCGGCAAUGCUAAAAGACUUUGACAAUUGUCACAAGAAGACACAUUUGCUCUUGACAAGUUGUCCGCAAAGAUUCUCAAUCAUCAUUCCACAUGGUUAAAGAAAGGGAACUUUCUAUUAGAUGAUGGAGACAUUUUCUGUUCUGCAAAUUCAGAUGUCUGCAUCCAUUCUGUUGAGUGCUGACGAGCCCCGGGCGAUCUAACCUGUGUGACACUUUACUGUCACAUGAAGCAUAAUCAAGUCAGGUACUUCCAUAUGAGAGUCACAACCCCUAAAAACACCAACAUUAAUCUGUACAUUUAAAGUGUUCACAGAAUAAAUCUCUACAGGGAUCUUCAGCCAGGGGGAUGUUUAAAGUUUUCUUACACCUGCUGGCUUUUACAAAGUAUUUACGCCCUUGUUCUUUAUCCUCAUAAAUCGGUCUACACACAAAUCAGUCUACCGUUCAAUGUCCUUAAAUGAAUACUUCCAUUGGCUUCAGCUGCAAUCUCUUAUACGCUGCAAAACUCAGUCAUGUUUAACUGAAAAGAGAGACCUUGUUUAUAUAUAUAUAUAUACUCAUAAUUAGAUGCAAUUCAUCUGGGCCAUAGAAAAUCUCGAGUGCACUUGUGAGUGUUCCCCUGUGGGCCAUAGAUCAUCGUUGGGGUUUGACAGCUUUUAAAUGAGAUUAAAUGAAUCAGAAACAAUACCCAAUCUGGAUAACUUUUUCUGUAAUUAAGGAGCAGUUUUUUUUUAUUAUUAGAUUUACACCGGAACUUACAUUCAAAGUGGUUUUGCAUACAACUUAAUACUGUCAAAAUCAUACAUUUUUUAAUGUCAUACCACUUAAAUACACGGAAAACUGUUUCUUAUUAAGAACUUAUUACCCUACAGAGACAUACCAGAUGAUUCCUCCCAUGCCAGCUUUUAGUAGUAAACAUAUUUUGAUAAUUAAUGCAUAAGGAUACGACAGUCAGUGCUGUGGUUCAGUAUUCACCAUUUACCAUACCUUACUUAUCUGUUUGUUAAAAGCUGUUUUUAUAGGUUUUAAGCAGCUAUUUCCGUUGACUAAUUAAUUUAAAGUGACAGUUUUGCAGCCAAGGUGUAACGUACAGUAUUUUAGCCACCUAAAACAAGGCUGUCAACAUCUGUCUAAUCUAAUGUGUUUAAUUGGUUUUAUUUUCAGUAUUUACUUGCUUGCCGUCAUGCAAGCUGUACUGACUGGGAACUAAAGCCGCUGUUUUGAUCUGUGCUGUCGUCGAAGAUGUUCAGGAAAAAACACAGAAGUGUGAAAGUCACGUAUUGAAUGUAAAGAACUUUUUUGCUGCUUGCGGUGUACGGACAAACUGGGAUCUAGACACCUUACUGGUACCUUUGUGUAGUUUGCAUGCAAGUAUUUUGUGUAGCAUGAGUUUUUGUGUCUCUGUGUAUUUAAAUAAUGUUAAAUAACAUUUAUUUCGGAGGACACAAACAUGGAUGGAUUUUCUUUUUUUUUUUAAAAGAUGAGAUAGAAGUGUUUGAGUGAGAGUAAGAGAGUAAAUUGUGUCCUAUUUAAUUGUGAAGGGCUAUUCAUCACAUAAACUAUUACCUCCAUGAUUGUCAGCACAAAAUAAAAGGGUUGUACUCAA
Molecule: messenger RNA, 6400 nt
Organism: Mugil cephalus (flathead mullet)
Lineage: Eukaryota; Metazoa; Chordata; Actinopteri; Mugiliformes; Mugilidae
Gene: npffr2a
Product: neuropeptide FF receptor 2a
Exons: 4
Coding region: 228-1508 (426 amino acids)
Biological process (GO): regulation of MAPK cascade; G protein-coupled receptor signaling pathway; regulation of adenylate cyclase activity
Cellular component (GO): membrane
Molecular function (GO): peptide binding; neuropeptide receptor activity; opioid receptor binding
Source: RefSeq, a predicted model, not a curated record